Molecule: messenger RNA, 16051 nt
Organism: Orbicella faveolata
Lineage: Eukaryota; Metazoa; Cnidaria; Anthozoa; Scleractinia; Merulinidae
Product: protocadherin-like protein
Biological process (GO): cell-cell junction assembly; cell-cell adhesion mediated by cadherin; cell migration
Cellular component (GO): plasma membrane; catenin complex; adherens junction
Molecular function (GO): calcium ion binding; beta-catenin binding; cadherin binding
Source: RefSeq, a predicted model, not a curated record
ACUUCGUGUACUAAUACAUGGUUCUACCGAAGGAGUGUCGAAAAAUACCCUGAUUUUGAAAUAUGUCAUAUUUAAAACAAGUCAAGGCCACUGAAGAGUUGAAUUGGGAAUUCUUGAUAGGUUAUCGAAAUUCAAACUUCAGAUUUUAAACAUGUCAAGAUUGAAGAUUGAAGAACAGCUGUUCGAAACGAUGCAUGCGACGUUACCAUUGGUUUCCGAAUUACCUCGAAAUUAAUUGACGCUCAUUCCCGACCAAUCAAGCCCAACAAUAGACUGGGUGUUUUUCCCAGAGCCGACGAGCAGCGCUUUUGAGAAAUUGACAAUAUCAAAUGUAAACUCGCACAAGACGCUUUGACUGGAAUAUUCAUUGUUUACAAAGGCUGAAAUUAUCAUUACAGUGGCAAGAUUACUGGCAAAGAAUUAAGCUUCCCUUACGAGCACGCAGUGACCAACAGCGAAUCGCCUUAUCGCCAAAUCUGCUUCUUUACAACAUAAUGAAACUGUUUACUACCACGCGCUGGAUCGGUUUCAUCUGCCAGUGCUGUGUCAUUCGCUGAAAUGCUCGUGAUUCAAUUGGAAGAGACGGAUUCCAUAGCCGGGUUUACAACGAAGAACAGAUCUCUGCGGCAAUCGUCAGCGAUUUAUUAUUAAGUUUUCAUGAAGAUCACUUUUUAGUCGAGCUUGUGGCUGGAAUAAUAUUUUUCGCUCACGGGGUAAAUCUCGUUGUCUGGCGAAAAUAUGCGACGAACACGGUUGUUACCACGUGCAAGUUCCCUGUCAAACUGGUAUGUACUGAUAGCGUUUAUUUACUCUUCGUGCUUCGUUCAGAAUGUAGCAACAUUUAAAACUGUUGAAGUAUACGAAGGUUUGCCGCCCGGCAGUUCUAUUUUGAACUUGAAACAAAAACCGGGCAUUAUUUACUCGCUUCACCGGGACUCAUCCACCGCGGACAGUUCAAGUUUGUUUUACAUAGACUCGAAUGGAGUUCUUACAUCAAAAGUAACUUUAGAUCACGAAGAUGAGAGAGGGAAUGUAUUCGAUUUACUGGUAAUUUCGCGGGAAAUCUCGAGAACAGAGGGUGGAUUUGGAAGCAUCGUGCGUGUUCGAAUUCUCGAUCGCAACGAUAACCCACCGAAGUUUCCCAAGGAUUUGUACACUUGUUCUGUGGCUGAAAAUAGCCGUACUGGAACUUACGUUCAGGGACUCGAGAGCGUUUUUGCUAAUGACUUGGAUCGUGGAAAAAACUCUGUACACAAGUACAGCAUUGUGGCUGGAAACGAGGCGGGAAAGUUCGAUGUCGAUUUCCACGAGCUUGCUGGUGUGAAAUUUUUACGCCUCAAAACUAAGGCGCCUAUUGACAGAGAGGAAACGCCGUUUUUUGUGCUGACAGUCCAGGUCGAAGACGGAGGAAAUGUUUCACUUUCAAGCACUACCCAAGUACGAGUCAACAUACUUGACGAAAAUGAUCAGACCCCGAAAUUUGAACCACCCGAUUAUUCCGUGGCUGUCAGUGAGAACGUACCCGUGGGAACUUCUGUUCUGCAAGUGAAAGCUUCUGAUGGCGACACCGGCACAAACGCUGAAAUUUAUUAUUACUUCAAACCUGAACACGAUUUUUUCACCGUGGAUGCUCACACAGGCAUUGUUGAGACAGCUUGUGAAUUAAAUUUCGAGAAGGGGAAUUCCUUUGAUCUAACAGUGUAUGCGGUGGAUCGGGGCAAAACUGCUCGACAAGCGAAAACUCUUUUGCGAGUACGCUUGGUGGAUAUAACAGCUUUCCCUCCUUCGCCUGGAGCUGUUUCUUCCAAAUUGGCGCCACCUGUCUUCCACAAACACACGUAUUUCGUAAGAAUCAGGGAAGAUUUUCCGGUUGGAGGUGCAAUUGUUCGGGUGAAUGCACACCAGGGAGGCCUUCCACAAACGUUUGAUAGAACGUGGCGAUAUAUUAUUCUCAACAACGCUGCAAUUAGCGGAUCAGUUUUCUACAUUAACCCUCGGAGCGGAGUUAUUUCACUUCGAGAACCCCUAGAUUAUGAGAACAAAACUUCCUUUGAGCUUACAGUGAAAGCCGAAGAUGAACAAUCUAAAGACUUGUACGAUUCACAUGCGCGGGUGGUGAUGGUAAUCCAAGAUGUAAGUGAGAAUUAUUUCGCGCCAAUUUUCUCUGUUUCGACCUCGGUGGUGUUCAUUUCGGAGAAUGCACAACAAAAUUCCCUCGUUUCAAGAGUUUCAGCUACUGAUGCUGAUGAAGGUAUCAAUGGAAAAGUUACUUUUACAAUCACUGGAGGUUCAGGACUGGGAAAAUUUACUAUUGACCAGAACACAGGGAAAGUGCAAUCGCUCGUUCGGUUCAACAGUGAAAUGGAUUCCCAGUUUGAUCUGCACGUGCGGGCGAGCGACCGUUCAAAACAACCGCUAUUUUCGAAUUCAUACUUAUUAAUUAAACUUCGAAAUGGUGGACAGAAAAGGCCGUUCUUUUACAACCCACAGCAGCUUGUCCAUGUUCGAGAAAACAGUGAAAAGGGGACUUUUGUGGCUCUGGUCCGCGCCAAAGUACGAUCUCGAAGAUCGAACAUCGACAAAGUUACGCAGUAUUUUAUUUCAAGCGGAAAUGAAGCCGAACAGUUUUCGUUGAAUUCCACUUCAGGGAUCAUUUCAACUACAGGGUCUCUUGAUCGUGAAAGUAAAGAUCGUUACAUCCUUGAUGUUUAUGCCCAGGUUAAGGGAGCUCCAUCAUCAACAAGUUCACCAUUUCAAGUUGUUGUCAUGGUUUCUGAUGAAAAUGAUAAUAGUCCAUCUUUUGAAAAGCAGGAAUACAAAGUGUCUGUCACUGAGAAUAUUGGUCCCAUAUCAAACUUGCUUUGCCUAGCCGCUCAUGACCCUGAUUCUGGCCAGAAUGGAAACCUCACAUAUUCUAUAAUCUCUGGCGAUGACCCAUUCUCCAUCGACCCAGUACUUGGAGUGUUAACAGUCGACAAAUCUUUAGACUAUGAGAAGCAGUCAUUGCACAGACUUGUUAUACAGGCUGCUGAUCAUGGCGUACCCAGUCGAAAAGCAACAACGAAGGUUAACAUUAUUGUGCAGGAUGCUAAUGAUGUGCCUGUAUUUUCUCAGAGUCACUAUGAAGUGAGUGUGCUGGAAGAUGCAGACGUGGAAGGUACAGUAGCCGUGUUAGAAACUUCAGAUCAAGACCGAGACAAGAAUGGAAAGUUCACGUGUGACAUGGAAAAUAUGGACCUGGAUACAAUGGACACGUUCACUGUCAGACGGAUUCCUGAAGGAUGCGCUCUUGUCCUGCUGGGAUACCUAGACUGGGCUUCUGCUAAUCAGUAUUCCUUUUCGAUUCGCGCCACAGACGACGCAGAGGCUGCCCAGCGAAAGUCUGCCGUUGCUUCCGUGACCAUCAACGUUCAAGACACAAACAAUCACGAUCCUGAGUUUCUGCAGUCGUCUUACUGGGUGUCGUUACCCAACGACGCCAGUAUGGGCGCGACUGUCUUGACAGUCAAGGCCCGCGACCUCGAUCAGGGUACAAACGCUGAGAUAACAUACAAACUUUCAAAUGAUGUCUUUUCCAUUCAUCCGACUAAAGGCAUCAUAAAGCUCAAACAAGGACUGGGCUCCCUUACGAACGAGAAAUAUGAAUUCUCAGUAAGAGCGACAGACCAGGGUACACCCAACAGACAGUCUGCUGUCAGCGUCACGGUGUCAGUUCAUGCGCUGUCUUACAUCCCGCCCAGAUUUCUGAGGCCAGUUUAUCGCAAGGUCAUCCGUGAGAACUUCAAAACGGGCGUAGCACUGUUAACGGUACGCGCGCAAAAGAGCAUGGGCUUAGGUAGUUCUAUGGAGUACUUCAUCGUGGGUGGUGAUCCGCUGAACCAGUUCAGCGUGGGCACUCGCAGUGGCGUGCUCACUCUUAAAAAGCAACUGGAUUACGAGCGAGUCAAACAGCAUGUCUUGGUUGUGCGUGCGGUGCAGAAUGGACUCUCACUUGACACGCCUUCACUUCCAACUGAGGUUAAAGUGAUCGUGAAUGUUACGGAUGUCAAUGACAAUCGUCCCCGGUUCGCUCUACCCGUGGACCCGCUCGUUAUAUCAGUGGAUGAAUUUGAACCCCCAGGGAUUCUGGUGACUACAGUCAAAGCGUUUGAUAAAGACACUGGCAACCAUUCGUCUGUCACUUACACACUUAACGAUAAACAUUUUCACAUCCACUCCUAUCUGGGGAUUAUCACGACCAAAUCUGAGUUGUAUUAUUCCCAGGGCAACUCGCGAACGUUCGUUGUCACGGCAACCGAAUCGACCCCUCCCAGACGAAGCGCUAAAGCGAAUGUGGUGGUCAUGAUCAACAAAGCGACCCCACCGCCGCGGUUUUCCCGCGAGGAAGUGGCUGAAUAUGUGCCAGAGGACAUACCCGUGGGGAAUUCUCCGGUUGAGUGUGCCGCCAAGAGUCGGGUCACGUUGAAAUACUGGAUGCCAAGUGGUAAUGAAGCAGGUCAUUGGUGUAUAGAUACCACUGGGAAGAUUCGAGUGGAUAAACCACUCGAUCACGAGCAGCAAGAUUCGUACCAUCUCAAGAUAAACGUAGCGGAUGAUCUGAGAACCCAUGUCGGUCCAAGCGUCUUGCUGAAGUUAAAAGACAUCAACGACAACGUACCCGCGUUCAGCUCGAGCGCUUACAAGUUCUACGUGUCGGAGAAUUUACCCGAAUAUCACACAAUAGCUGUUAUGUCGGCGGUGGAUGGCGACAAGGGCUCGAAUGGCCGAGUAAAGUACUCAGUAGUGGGUGUGGAGGAUGCACGAACAAGCGACAAAUUUCACAUAUCAGCCAGCGGUCAUCUAAUGACGACUGAAGUUCUAUUGGACAGGGAACUUAUGGAGAAGCACGUACUUGUGGUGCGCGCGGAGGAUGAUGGGAAGCCAUCGCUAAGCAGUGUAGCGCGUGUUACUGUCGUUGUAACAGAUGUGAAUGAUAACAGCCCUGUGUUUGACACAGACAAAUUCAGGGCCAGGGUUCCAGUUGAUGCUAAAGUCGGAUCCAGGAUUUUUGCUGUGGUGGCGUCGGAUAUGGACUGGGCUGAGAAUGGUCUUUUGAGCUACUCGAUCAUCGAAGGAAACUCGGAGAAGUUCAUCAGUGUAGACUCUGUUGACGGAUCUGUCAUUGUAGCCCGCCCCCUGACGUCACUGAAACCAAUCAAAUUCAAAGUCAUGGCACGUGAUCUCGGGCAGCCUGUUAGAAACGCGACCGCCGACGUCAUUCUUACCAUUCACGCCAUUGAGGGCCCCCCUCGGUUCCUUUCCUCUUCUUACGAAGCGCGCGUAACGGAAAACAAGAAAGCGGGAACGGAGGUCAUUCGUGUCGAGGCGGCAAGCGUCGACCCUGUGGUCUCCUACAAAAUAUUACACGGAAACGGUAGAGAAGAUUUUCAUUUGAAUGACGAGACAGGGUCGAUAACCACAGCUAGACCGCUGGACUAUGAAACUGUGGCACGAUACGACCUCGUUGUCAUGGCGAUAGACAGUAGCAAUAGAAUGAAUUACGUCAAGGUAGCUAUAAAGGUUGUCAAUCUCAAUGAUAAUGAACCUUACUUUGUGGAUAUACAGGGCGGAGUGAUCGAAGGACAGAUCUUAGCUGACGCCGUUACUGACAGUCACGUGAUGUUGUUGAAGGCACGUGACAGGGAUGCUAGUGACGUCAUCGCAUACAAGAUCCGCGACAGAAAGGCAGCUUCAUAUUUUACUGUUGACUCCGAAGGGGGCCUAAAAACUAAGAAAACUCUCACUGGACUACGGUCGCCUUUUGUUUUCAGAAUUGAGGCUGUGGAUAGCGGGAUUCCUUCCAAGAGUGCGUUUACGUCAGUAAGGCUUGUGUUUCUUAAGUAUCACAUGCAACAGAGGGAACUACAAAAGGGUGUUCCUGAAGACGUCAAACAAGACGAUGUAAUCAUCAAAGUGAAAGAUGCAGCGAAUAUUAAAAAUCCAGAGUUCUCCAUCAUUUCCCCGCUGGGCGCACCUUUCCGCAUAAACAGUCAAAACGGAGAAAUUCGCACUUCGCGUCCACUUGACUUUGAAACGACGCAGAAUUAUUCUCUUAUAGUGCAGGUACAGAACUCGAAAGAUUUGAAGGAUUACACCAAUAUUGACGUAAUGGUAAACAUUGAGGACGUUAACGAUAAUUCACCGGCUUUUGGCAUGGAAAAAAGUGACGGGCUAUACGUGGCCAAAGUCAAUAGGAAUCCUCUCCAGGGUACGGUGGUGUAUACACUAACGGCAUCAGAUCGAGACUCGAGAGGCCAUCUGCGUUUCUCGCUGGUCAGCAGUAAUGAUGGAAACGCCGUGUUCGAGGUCGAGGCUGAGAGCGGCAAAGUGAAAACACUUAGCCAACAGGUGCUGAUGGCAGACUCUUACAAUUUGACAAUACGCGUGAGUGACAGCGACACGCCCUCGCGUGACGCACGGGCUAUACUGCACGUGCAAGUUGGGGAAUAUCCGCCUUCGUUCAGUCAGGAUCAAUACGUUUUCACUAUCAAAGAAAACACACAGAGGGGAUUUACUAUUGGCCAUAUUAAGGCAUACAGCUACUCUGGGGCGUCAGUGUCAUACACUGUCGUACACGGGAAUGUCCAAAAUAGUUUUAUCCUGGAUAGCAACACUGGACGUCUCGCUCUCCCCAAUCCACUUGACUACGAACGCGACUCGAACGUCUAUUACAUCAGAAUACGAGCCACAGAGGUGGGCAUCCUCUCGUACCAGUCCUCCGAAGUUAACGUUCAAGUCCUUCUUCAAGAUGUUAACGAUAAUGCAGCAGAGUUCUCUCAACAACGUUACAGAUACACUCUACCGGAAAGUGCCCCUGUGGGCACAACUGUGCUGUCGGUUUCAGCUCAAGACAGUGAUUCUGGUAUAAACGGCCAGUUCAGAUAUUACAUGGAGAAUUCCUACUUCACUGUGAAUCCGUACACGGGGGAAAUCACUACGACGAAACCGCUGGAUUACGAGACCGCGCGCUCGCACACCUUUGUCGUGGUAGCGCAAGAUGGCGGGAGCCCAGUGCUGAAUGGGACCGUGCGAGUUGAAGUGACGCUUCAGAAUGUGAAUGACAACCCGCCACGGUUUUCACAACCAGUGUAUAAUGAAUAUGUGACUGAAGAUGCUGGCCGGGGGGAACUGGUGACUACAGUUCAAGCAAGCGACUUGGAUCUCGAUCCAGUCUCCUACAGCAUCAUGUCUGGUGAUAACAGCAGUAACUUUGUGAUUGACAGCCGAACAGGAGUAGUCCGAUUAGUGAAGCACAGGGAACCCAAUCUUGUAGGUCCGUACUACGUCCUUAAUAUCAGUGCCUCGGACGGCCUACACAGCAGCCAGGCUGUGCUAGUUGUGGCCAUUCAGGACAUCAACAAUCACAAACCAGUGUUUAGAGACUGUGACAAGUAUCGGCCAAUCAUUGCAGAAAACCUUCCCCCAGGCUCUCCAGUUAUUCAGGUUAGCGCCGAAGAUGGCGAUAUGGGCGAGAACGGCCAAGUCAAUUACCACAUCGAGCGACCGACUAUCGGCAUACCGUACUUCAAAAUCAACGGCACCUCAGGCCUGGUGACCACAGCUAUGAUGUUCGACAGGGAAGAGAAGCGAUCCUACCAGAUAAGGAUCACGGGAAGGGAUGGUGGACCCAACCGCAAAGAAGCCGAGAGGCUGAUGGGAUUUUGCCAAGUAGAGAUCCAGAUUGAUGAUGUGAAUGACAAUGCACCCGUGUUUAGUAACACGCCAUUUAGGACUAACAUUAAAGAGGACCUCGAAAAGGGGAACAUUGUACUUUAUGUUAGCGCUACUGACAAGGACGCUGGGAGCAAUUCACUGAUAACAUACUCCUUUGAAACGCCUAAUGACCAAUUCUCGAUUUCUAACACCACGGGGGUUAUAACCACCAAAAGCGCACUGACAUCUUCGAAAUAUCAAUUUGCUGUGAUUGCCCGAGAUAAUGGCGACCCACCACAAUCUUCUAAAGCAGCCGUCUUCAUUAGCGUGUACAAAGUUGGAAAAGACCCGCCAAAAUUCACGCAGAACGUGUACACCGCGCGUGUGCGCGAGGAUGCGCAGCAAGGACACAUCAUUACGCGCGUGCAGGCCACAAGCCCGGAUCCCAAUAAUAUGAUUUUUUACACAAUUGUGAAUUUUCCUCAGCCAGUUCACAUCGACCCGUUGCAAGGGAUAGUGAAGACGAAGCACCCUCUUGAUUACGAGCUAGCGCCAAACUACACGGUGCAUAUCCAAGCACAGGACACCCAGGAUCCUCCGCUCUUGUCGUUCACGCGGCUGGAGAUUCUCGUGGAGGACGUGAAUGAUUCGCCGCCUGAAUUUCCGGUCUCAAAGUAUGAAGGCCAAGUUGCCGAGAACGCACCAAUCGGAAGCUCUGUAUUAGAGGUGAAAGCCAAGGAUCCCGACAAGGGCGAGAACGGACGAGUCAAAUACAAGUUCAGCGGAUCUACGAAGCCUUUGAUAUACGACUCGUUUGAUCUGGAUCCCUUGACAGGACUUAUCUCUACCAAGAAAGUGUUUGAUCGCGAGCGAACUGGGCGCUACAAUUUGGUCGUGGAAGCACGUGACCACGGUAAAUUUCCCAAAUGGUCGAGCUGUCUUGUAAAUGUCAUUAUCAGCGAUCAGAACGACAACGCCCCAGUCUUUGAGCAGCUUGUGUACAAUGCAAGCGUGUUUGAGGACGCGGCUAGCGGCACAGGCGUGUUACAGGUAUCGGCAAGAGAUGAUGACAUUGGAAACAACGCUGUGGUAAACUAUUACAUCGUAGCGGGAAAUACCAGAGCGGCAUUUGAAAUAAACAAAGAUCUUGGCCAGAUCGUUGUCGCUAGCUCUUUAGAUCGCGAAACGCAGGACUUCUACAAGCUCAAAAUAAGAGCGCAGGACGGGAAAAAUUCCGUUACUGCUGUGGUGAACAUACACGUUAACGAUGUUAAUGAUAACAAUCCCGUGUUCUCCAACCACACGUAUGUAGCUUAUGUUUACGAAAACCGGCCUGCGGGAAGCACCGUUGCAACCCUGUCGGCGGCAGAUGAGGACCUGGGACUAGGCGGAGAGUUCACUUUUUCAAUCGGUGGUCAGGGCACAGAUGCGUUUGAAAUCGAUCCGAUAACAGGAGUCAUGAAAACUAUAAAGCCAUUGGACCGAGAAUUAAAAGCACGAUAUGAUUUUCUUGCGUUCGCUACCGACAAUCCCGGUGCAGAGUCCAGGAGGACUGGGUCCUGUGAUGUAGUGGUCUGGAUCCGGGACAUAAAUGAUAACCCGCCGCAGUUCCCAGAUGAUGCGUACGAAGGAAGCGUGAAAGAAAACCAGUUGCCCGGUACACGCGUCAUGGUCAUGUCGGCGGUCGACAAGGACGACUCGAACGAGAACGGAAACGCUGUCAUGACUUACCAACUCAUCGAAGAUUCAGAUGGCAACUUUACAAUCGAUCGCGACUCGGGCGUUAUCUCGACGCGCGCGAAGCUUGACCGAGAAGAAAACGACAGAUACCGACUGGUUGUCAACGCUACGGAUCGAGGUCGGCCGGCGCUCUGGGGUCAAGUGGAGGUUAUGGUCAGGGUCACCGAUGAUAAUGACCACCCACCUCGGUUUGUAGACAAGGUGUUUCUCGCCAGCGUGUUCGAGAACGCUUCUAUUGAUUCAUCUGUGAUGAGGCUGAAGGCCACUGAUGAAGACAUUGGUAUCAAUGCGAGGUUACGUUAUAGUAUUAUACAAGGAGGGACUCAGGGGAUGGGGGACGGUAGGAGAAUGUUCCGCAUUGUGGAGGACACGGGGGUACUUCAAGUGGCCAGGAGCUUGGAUUACGAGAGUGACAAGGAAUACAAAUUGACAGUCCAAGUGCGUGACUCCAGUGCUCCGUUCUUCAGUGACACAGCGGAAGUAGUGAUAUCCAUUCAGGAUUAUAACGACAACCCCCCGGUAUUCAACCCGGUAUCGUACGCGGCAAAAGUCCGGGAGGAUGUUAUCCCGGAGGUGUUUCUCCUGCAGGUUACCGCCACAGAUUCGGAUACGGGCAGCAACCAAGACUUCAAAUUCUCAAUUUACGAGGGUGAUCCCGAGGGACAGUUUCGUAUCGACCCGGACUAUGGCAAGUUGUACGUUCACCGUAAGCUGGAUCGGGAGACCCGCGCAGUUUAUCUGCUUACUGUUAGAGCCACGAAUACAGCGACGCCUCCUUUGUACGGUCACGCGUCGGUCAAAAUCACCUUAGUCGACGUGAAUGACAACGGCCCCACCUUCCACCCCUCAAUGUUUCACUUCAGCGUCAAAGAAAACACCGCACCCUCCCAGUCCAUUGGAAAAAUUAGCGUUGAUGACCCGGAUCUUGACCCUCCGAACGGAGGUCCGUUCUUUUUUGAAAUCUCCAGUGGCAACGACCAAGGCUUCUUUAAGCUCGACAACAAAACGGGUGAGUUCUUUACGAGAGCCUCUUUUGACAGAGAGAAGCGCGCGUCGUAUAUGCUGGGAAUACGAGCGAGAGAUAGCGGAACUCCCCGGCAACACUCCGAGACUUUCCUCUAUGUGCACAUAUUAGAUGAUAAUGACCAUCAGCAUUCCACGGGCACGUUGAACCUCGAGCUCAAUUCAUACCAGGGGAAAUUUCCCGGGGGGAGGGUGGGAAAGGUUUACGUCGUCGAUAAGGACACCGACGACGCGAGGUUCUACGAAGUGUUAGCAAACAGCUCCGGAUACUUCACGAUUGAACGAAAGACGGGAAUGAUCAUAAGCCGACCGAAUCCUCCCAAGGGAGAUUACUUUUUGACGGCCAGAGUUUCGGAUUUUAACAGCUCGUUCACAUCGGUAAUUUGCUCCGUGUUUAUCAAAGUCAAAGAAGUGUCUGCCGAAGCUGUUCGCAACAGCAUGGCUGUAAGACUUGGCGGUAUUUCGCGCGAAGGCUUCAUUACAACCGUUAUGCCAAGAUUUAAGGAGUCAGUGGCGAGUAUUCUUAACACAAAUGAAGACAACGUGGAUCUGUUCAGCGUGCAGGGCGCACCGAAGAAUUUUAGAGCCAUCGACGUGCGCUUUGCUGCGCAUGGCAGCCCUUACUAUGCUCCAGAGAGGAUGACCGCUAUCCUGAAGAACAACAGGCCUAGUUUGGCCAAAGCUUUGGAAGAUUUUGAUGUGGAUGUGUUGAUCGUAGGCGUGGAUGAAUGCCUGCACGAGCCUUGCGAAUCAGGUGGAUGUGCGAAUGUUUUAAUCGCCAAUGGAGAAGUGGAAGUUAUUUCUGUGAAGGGGACAUCGUUUGCGUCGAUUGUGGCUAUCCUGACAGCGCGGUGCGACGAUUGUGAUGAGGAACAAGUAGAGAGGCCGGGCUGUGAAUCAAACCCGUGUUUGAAUGGAGGCACUUGUCAAGUCAUACCUGAAGGACAUGUUUGUCGAUGUUUGAUGGGCUUCGAUGGACCUAACUGUGAAUUUACCACGCGGAGCUUUGAACCUGGCGAGUGGCUGUGGCUGCCGCCGCCUCAGCAGUGCAGCGUUGGCUCCCUCUCAUUAGAGUUCGCGUCGCGAGAGACAAACGGGCUGCUGUUAUAUGGAGGUCCAACCUCUCCCGUGCGGGAGGGGGACGUGCACGAUUUUAUCGCAGUAGAGCUGGCCGGCGGCAAGAUCCUCGUGUCCAUGUCCCUUGGGGAUCGUAACGAUGUGGUGCGCGUUGGUGUUACUGGUGGUAUGGCUCUGAAUGACGGUGAAUGGCACCAUGUGGAGGUUUACAGGAACAGAACGUUUGUGCGAGUCACAGUGGACAAGUGUAAAGGAGCGCCAGUGAUGGAAGGAAGGAGGCGCAGAGCUGUGGAAGACAUGUCUCAAUGCUCGUCCACGGCAAGAAUGCGUGGUGAUAAUAACAAGUUUUUGAAUUUAAAUAGUCCCUUACAGCUCGGCGGUUUAUCCAGUACAAAUCUUCUGUACCCUAAACUCUCAGUGACGAGUUACAAAGGUUGUAUUCGUAAUGUGAUCAGUCAGGGAACUUACUACGAUCUCAAGACGCCGUCCCACAGCAAUGGCACCAAGGAGGGAUGUCCCAUGGUGGACCAACACUGCAGGGGCCACCAGUGCGACUCCCUUUCCAAAUGUGUUCCUUCGUGGACUGGCUACUCCUGCUCUUGCCCUUUCGGCUUCUCUGGUCCUACGUGUGGCCAAAGAACCCGUACCUUGACCUACGCGGACGGCAGUUUUACCCAGUACCUUUUUCACCUGCACAAGUUCGAUUAUGACCCGCGGGAGACUAAGAUCCAAAUGCAGAUCCGAACACGUGACCCUGACGGUGGUGUGCUGAUGUUCAAUGGUGGAAGUGAAGAAGGACGGUUUAGUUUGCUAGAGGUUUUACCAUAUGAUACUGACGGGGAUGGGGAGAGUGAGCUGAUUGUCACCUACACGCUUGGACUCGAAAGCCGGUCUUCUGCAGUAGUACAGCUGACUGGUGUGAACGUGGGCAACGGUCAGUGGCACAAUAUAAGCGUGGUGAGGGAGAGAACACAGGUCACGCUCUCGGUGGACAGUGAUGGCGAUGGAUAUUCUGUGACAGAAUAUCUCGGCGCAGAACACACACUCUUUGUUCUGGAUCCUACAAGGACCUUUAUCGGAGGACUAAACUCGCCUACUUUGUCACGCCACCGCCGUGACAAGAAAAAUGAUUUUGUUGGCUGCAUUAAUGAUGUGAGAUUUAACGGUCAUCUGCUGUAUUACUAUAAUGGAACAAGUGAUAUUGGCAAUGCACGGUCCAUAGGUGUUACUGAAGGCUGUAGUGCAAGUCCCGUAUGUGAACCCAACCCGUGUGUAGCCUCGGAAUGGUGUCGAGACAUUUGGCGGAAGUUUGUCUGCUUGCCUCGCCUGUGUACCUCCCGGCCCUGUCAAAAUGGCGGCACGUGUGUUGAAGGAGUUGAUGAUAAAGGCAACAGUAAGUUCUACUGCAGAUGUCCUCUGGCAUUUGAGGGCGCGCUCUGUGAAGUUGAGGGCGCUGUGGUUGUUGCUGAAGAUUCUGGUGUCGGAUUUGAAGACGGAUUGAUUAUUGGCUUGUCAGUACUGGUGGUCACCCUAGUUUUGUCAGUAUGCAUUUUAAUCGUUUACCUUCGCCGCUCCCGUCCCAAGAAAAUGGACGUCGUGGUAGACGAAGAUCACUUUAAACGCGACAACGUCGCCAGCUACCGCAUCGAAGGAGGCGGCGAGGAGGACCUUGAGGAGGAAGGUCAUGUGAGAGAUAUUUUGAGAUCCUUUGAGACGAACGAUUUCAGCCCUUGUCAAAACAAGUUUAAACUGUCCGGAAGCAACAGUGAUGUCAAUGGACCUUACGUUGUUCUGGCCCCGAUCAAAACGGAGUCUGACGCAAGACAACGCAAUGGAAUCCCCGCUGCGAAACCUGUUCAGAAACCUGUCCAACCUGAUAAACAGGAAGCUCAAUGUUCGUUCUCUCAUGAUGGGUCCGAUCAAGAGCCUCCAGACUCUUACUCAUCGCCGUCAGCGGUAUCAACUCCAGAACGGCGCAGGCGCGUCCGUACUUCGUCCAAGGGAGAAGUCGGGGAAAGGCACAGUCCCGAGGGGGGAGAUGGAGCAAUGGAACCAAGUCCGACUCGUAAGUUAACUCAAGUGUUUGGAUUAACUGAUGCAGAACAGGGGGGCAUGAGAUCACCUCCCGAGGGGUUUUCAUCGCCGGAGAAGUACGGGAGUCUCACUAAAAGGGAACGUGGAAAUGGAGCUUCUUUGCAAAGACCUAACAAAACUGAGGAAGAAAGUAGAAAACCGCUACAAAAUGGUGAGUUCCCAUUCUCUUCUAGCGGGUCAUAUGCAAUGGAGAAUCCGCUGUCUCGUCCAAACAGCGAUCUUCCCAGUGCGGCUGUAGAAGAUGGAUUCCCUCCAAUCCAACGAAACUCUCUCCCUCCGAGAAAACCCCCGCGAUCUUACUACCCCAGAGGUGUGCCUCCCCCACCGGGGAAUUUCUUGCCAGAGGAUGCAAUGCAGAGGUUUUAUUACGAGGGUUCUGGAUCUCCUACCAUCUCACUAAGUACCCUUGGGGAUACUGAGGGGGAUUCAGAGACAGAUGAUUGUUAUGAGUAUGUAAAUGACAUGGGAGAUAAGUUCAAGAAACUCGUGCGCAUCUACGGACUGACCCCGUCUGUGACCUUCAGUCCAAACGACGAAGUCAUUGGAGAGUAACGCAAGGGGAGUAACGCAAGGAUAGUAACUUAGGGGAGAAACGUAAGUAGAGUAACGCAAGGGGAGUGACGGAAGGGACCAAACGCCAGUUAAACCAGACUUUUAGGCUUAAAACACGAGUAGUUAAUGUGAUACUUUGCUUUGAUCGCACACUUUCCUCUGCAUCAAAGGAGUCUUAACCCUUUCAUCCCCAUCAAAGAUCAAAAGGAGGCAAAGUUGGUUUUGCGUUAUUGUGGUUCAACAGUAGAGCGCGGUAGACAAUAGACUCCCUGUCACGAGGAUACGAUUUCCUACGAAAGGACAUAAUUCUUUCACAAAAUGAAUCCUCCCAAAGAUAGUUGACCAAAAUGUACGCAAUGCAGUGGAGGAGAAUUUUGAUGCCGAGAUUGGAGUGAAAGGGUUAAAAAAGAACGAUAGGGAAAAGUCUCACGUGAAGAGCUCGCAAAUAGUUCCAACCUCGUCCCUGGCAACCUCGUUCCAAGGGUUUCUCUACCUCGUGAAACGAAAAAGAGGGAGGACCCUGGGAUCGAGGUUGUAUCCCUGGUUCUUUUCCGCUGGCACAUCCAAGAUGGCGACCAGUCUGACCGCUAUCUGGAAAUUUAUCUCCAGCAAAAUCAUGGGGACAACGUUGCGGGCUUCCUCAAUUUCUGUUUUUCUCUCCUUUGCAAAGCUUCAGUUAAUCAUUAACAAGUACACUACACCAUGAAAAUGCAGGUUGUCAGCAGAGAAGCUGAUUCUUAUUUCCAUCGAUUUAUUGUGAAAUACUGUUUUAAUGGAAAAUUUGCAUGGCUAUUCAACAUCUCAAUCAUUCUUUCUAUAAGGGUUAAAUCUUCUAUUUAUUAAAAAGAAAGCUUACCACUUGCAUGUAAAGCUUGUAUCUCAAGUCAGUUGUAUAUUUUUAUUUUCUUGACGGGGAAACUCAUAACUCUUCCUUGCCAAAAAAUUGGAAUAACAUUCCAUGUUGCUUGUAAAUCUGUACAAUAAUUGCCAACACGGAGAUGUUUAGGUUUGGUUCCAGCUUAGAACGCUUUAGAAAUUUUAUAGUGUUGGCCAACUCGUUUUGCACGUAUUAGAUUUGAUAUUGCGGAUUAGAAUUAUUUAAAGAAAUAUCAUUUUGAAAAGGAAUAUGUCUAUAUUAUAUUUUGAUAUUUAAAUCUGAAGUAAUUUAAGUCAAAAUGUUAGAGUGCCGUGUUCUUAUCUAAUAAGCUUGCACUUCGUAAAUUAAUUAUCGACUUCUAAGUCGUGAUAUUGUUUGUACAGUUAUUGAACGAGGUGCAAGGUUUUGAGAUAAGAGUAUAAGAUACGAGGUCCUCGGCAUUUAAAACUAGUUUAAAGAAUGUUAAACUUAUUAGGAGCAUUUAUAUUGUUAAGCUUUCGUCCUGGAUUGCUUUCAAAUAUUAGCGACAGUUAACUGUUGUGCAGUUUUCGAUUGACUGUGUAAAACAAUUAGUGAAGUUUACUUUCAAUUAGUUUUCGUUUGCGUAGUUCAGUGAUUGGUUAAAAAUACGCACAAAAGCGCUCUAAACCAAUCAGAGCCAAUAUGCUGUUCUAUUUAACAAAUCGGAGCGUGGCUUGGUGCAAGCGUGUUUUCCCGCGUUUUGUACCGGUUGACGUCUGCUAUGGUUGGUUUUUCAUUUGUUUUACGACAGUCGUCUUACAUGUAAGACUGCCAUUCUAAAAGUAUUUCUAGGUGUAAAUAUUAGUUAUCAAAAAAGGACAAGAAAAAAUCAGUCCGCAAUCAAACAGAGCGCAAGCGUUCCUUUUACUAAGCCUCGUUUUGUUCUUGUUCAGAUGUAGGCCUUUUUUUGCAUGCCUAAAUGGUUAGUGAAAGAGCUGGCUAUAAUGAGAUUAAAAAUAAAGAGAAUAGUUACGA